AUUCUGCGAGCAAUUUAGCAAUUCCAGCUGGAAUGGUGGACACACGUGCCAAGACCAAGGCAUGUCUGCUGGGGAAUGCAAUGGUCUGGCCGAGAGGGCUCACGUGACGGCCUUGCCUGUUUCUCUAUGCGCUGGCCUAGUCAAGGGAGGACACCAGCGCGGGCGACUACAGCAGGGGAAAUUAUGCGGACGUUACUAUGUUUUUUCAUCAGCAAGGCUGGAAUUCCAGCAAACUAUUCAGUCCGACAAGCGAGCAAAGGGGCAAAGUGGCCCCGAAGACUCGGUCCUUUGGUUGUUUGCUUGGCUACUUUGCUGGCCGGAGCAUUCUCGAUGGCAACCCUUCCAAGUGGAAACCUGUAAAGAUAAACAGACGGUGCAAGAGAAGGCCUUGAAUUGUUCGGUCUGAAGCCAGACAAGACGAAGAGGCCGUUCAAGCAAGCCAAAUCAGCAAGUGCUGAGUGCGUCUGGACAUGAAAGAUCGACGGGCUCUCCGGUGCCCGGGGCGGAAGGAUAUCGGGGGAGAUAUUUUUCAACCUGGCCUCGCUGGAGGAAUGUGCACAGAAUGAGCAGGGGCUGUGGAUAUCUUGGACCAGCAUACCAACAAACUCGGCUAUGGAAUCUGAAGACAUUUUUAAGUCUUCAACAUUCAAGACCAGAUUUAACAACAUGAGCCGUGCAAGCUGGGGAGCCCAAGGACAUGUCUAGCAUUGGUACUGUUCAUUUCGGUAGAUGGCUGAGGCGAGCCGGGGAAUUCGCAAGGACUAAUCUAGGAUUCAGACUGUUUACCUUUGGGUCCUCGCCCUAGCGAUUCAAAACAACACGACCCUCGAUUUUUGUAUAAGAGUACCAAGCCCAGAGCAUGUUUGUCUACAUCUGAUCCUGUUCAGCAUCCACUCAUUCAGUCUUUCGUUUAAGCCCCUUGUCACUCUUUUACCAACCCCCCUUCUAGAACUAGUCGCUCUUUAAGCACCCUCUUUAUCCAUCACCAGGGCUUCAUAACUUGUAAUACACCCAAGUUCCAGCCUUGAUACGAGAUCGACCCUCAAGAUGCGCGGACUCUCGGCGGCGGCGCUUUGCGCUGUGGCCGGCAGCCUUAUGAUGCCAGUGAUGGCUGCCCCUGGCGACGCACCCUUGGAUGGGGAGAUCCUCAUGAUUAUUCCCGGAGACCGUGUCGACUUCUACGACCCCGCCUGGCCCGCCCAGUACAAGCAAUUGGCGGAUUCUCCCCAUUACCGGACGGCUCGGUCACUGGGAUACACCGUCUCCAACGUCACCACGGAUGAGUGGUCGGAGCUGACGGAGGCAGACUUCCAGUUCUUCAAGGCUAUUUUCAUCAGCAAGCUAGGAAGCGGCACUAUGCCCGACUACUCGUUCCUUAACGAGAACAAAGCUGUAUGGGGUGCUGCUUUCACAGACGAAAGCAACAUCAUGCUUUCGGGCGUCCCCGUGAGCGACACCGCCGCCCAGGCGGAGGUCGACGCGGCUGAAACGGGUGCAGCUGUGAAGAAUGCUGCUAGGCGCAAUGCCCGCAUUGUUCUCAAUAACGCCAUCAACUUCAUCAUGAAGGGCACGAACACCGGAAUGUACAUGGAGGUUCCCAUGACCACCGACGAUAACACCACACCGGAGCUGCAGACUAGCGGCGAGACGCUCGAGUUCCUUAGUGGAUUCGGCGAUUUCAAAUUGAGAAUCUUCGGCGAGAACCCUCCGUCGGCGGGCGCAGGGAUCGAGGAAGUCACCGAGGAUGACCAGAACGUCGUCACCCUGGUGGCAAGGCACCCUGACCUUCCCAAUCUCGACAGCGCAAUCCUUUCAUCAUGGGACCGAGCAGCUCGUUCCGUCUUUGCCCAGAGGGACAGUGAAUUCCAACCGUUCUACAUCGCCUCUGACGUCGAAGGGCUGGAGCCAUUCCCCUGGACUGACAAGGACGGCCUUGACCAGACGGGUCCUCCCGUCAUUCUCGUGCGCGCUGAGACAUUUCUAUCAACACCGGUAUCCUGUGGCGACGGUAACGUCGACCUAGACGAGCAAUGUGACGCCGGAGGCUCCAUUGAUGCAACCUGCAACGAAGAGACCUGUCUCUGCAGAUGGGGCAUGGAUGAGAGUGACGCAUGUUUGGCCGCCCCCGACUGCGGCGACUCUACGGCCCAGCCCCAGCUUGGGGAGGAGUGUGACCUAGGCCCAGACAAUGGCGUUUCCGGAUCCAUUUGCACCUCGGAAUGCCUGUGCGCAUUCGGAGGAUACACCGACUCCAAUGGCAAUUACCAGUGUAUUCAGGCAUGCGGCAAUGGAAUGCCCGAUGGCACAGAGCAGUGUGAUGACGGAGUCCUUUUCAACGGCCAGGCUCUUUCCCUCUGUGACGAGGAGUGCGCGUGCAAAUAUGGGACCGACAAUGAUGGCAACUGCCAGACUUCUUUCUGUGGUGAUGGGGACGUCACCGGCGACGAGGAGUGCGACUUUGCCGACAACGGCGCGGUUGAUUCUCUCUGCAGCGAAACAUGCACGUGUAAGUAUGGUCCCGCCGAGAACCCAACUGAUGAGGUUCCCUGCGCUGCCGCACCCACCACGCCUAUCUGCGGAAACGACGUUGUCGACAGCGGAGAGGAGUGUGACAAUGCCGAGGACGAGCUUUGCGGCACCAACUGCCUGUGCUUGUAUGGUCCCGCCGAAAACCCAACUAAUGAAAUUCCCUGCGCUGCCGCGCCCGCCACGCCUAUUUGCGGAAACAACGUUGUCGACAGCGGAGAGCAGUGUGAUAAUGCCGAGGACGAGCUUUGCGGCACCAACUGCCUGUGCUUGUAUGGUUCCGCCGAAAACCCAACUAAUGAAAUUCCCUGCGCUGCCGCGCCCGCCACGCCUAUUUGCGGAAACAACGUUGUCGACAGCGGAGAGCAGUGUGAUAAUGCCGAGGACGAGCUUUGCGGCACCAACUGCCUGUGCUUGUAUGGUUCCGCCGAAAACCCAACUAAUGAAAUUCCCUGCGCUGCCGCGCCCGCCACGCCUAUUUGCGGAAACAACGUUGUCGACAGCGGAGAGCAGUGUGAUAAUACCGAGGACGAGCUUUGCGGUACCAACUGCUUAUGUUUGUACGGCACAGCCGAGAACCCGACAGCCGAAAUUCCCUGCGCUGCCGCACCUGCCGCGCCUAGUUGCGGAAAUAACAUUGUCGAUAGCGGAGAGCAGUGUGAUAACACAGAAGACGAACUUUGCGGCAACGAUUGCCAGUGCAUUUACGGACCCGCCACGGUACCAACCACGGAUGCCCCCUGCCCCGCCGCGCCUGCUGUGCCACCCACCUGCGGAAACGGUGUUCUCGAAUCCGGUGAACAGUGUGAUAAUGAGGAAGAUGAGCUUUGCGGUGAGGACUGCGUUUGCUUGUUUGGGCCUGCUGAGGAACCGACUGCGGAUGCCCCAUGCGCUACCGCGCCUACAACACCCCCCACCUGUGGAAACAACGUUGUUGAAUCCGGUGAACAGUGUGAUAAUGAGGAAGAUGAGCUUUGUGGUGAGGAUUGCGCAUGCUUGUUUGGGCCUGCUGAGGAGCCGACUGCAGAUGCUCCAUGCGCUACCGCGCCUACAACACCCCCCACCUGCGGAAACGAUGUUGUUGAGAUUGGAGAGGAGUGCGACAACGAAACCGAUCUCUGCAACGAAGAGUGCGAGUGUGUCUUUGGCCUCAACGAAGAGACCGAAGAGUGCUACGAGACUGAUCAGGCAAUUACCACUACCUCAAGCGUCCCCGAUGCCGCUACCACGACUGAGUCUGCUACCGCCACCGAGACCGUCACCGAGUCCGCCGACGCCACCGCCACAGAAGAUGUUUCUGCCACUGCCACCGAGGAUGUCACUUCUACCGAGUCAACUGAUGUCACCGUCACCGAGACUGCGACCGAGUCCGCCGACGCCACUGCUACAGAAGAUGUCUCUGCCACUGCCACCGAGGACGUUACUGCUACCGAGUCCGCUGAUGUUACUGUCACCGAAACUGCUGAUGCUACUGCUACCGAAGAUGUCUCUGCCACUGCCACUGAGGACGUUACCGCCACGGAGUCAGUUUCUGCCACUGUUACUGGGGAUUUCACCGCCACCGAGUCCGCCGAUGCCACUGCUACUGAGGAUGUUACCAUGAGCGAGUCUGGCAUCGCCACUGUUACUGAGGAGGUUACUGCCACCGAGUCCGCUGGUGCCACUGCUACUGAGGAUGUUACCAUGAGCGAGUCUGGCACCGCCACGGAUGUUGCCACACUCACCGAGGGCAACACCAUAACAUCCGCCAUUGAUGCCACACAAACCGGUACAAACACUGCCGGUACCCAGACCACAACCUCGCCCAGCUCGCCUUCUGGCACCGAUGGUCCUCUUCCCCAGGAGCUUCAGUCAGAGGAUGGUGCUUCUUUCAGCUUUGUUGGAUGUGCCGCAUCCGCUGAGAACUACAGGGGCUUCACGCUUGAACAGGAGUCGGAUGACAUGGAUCUCAACCUGUGUGUCACCGUCUGCAAGGACCGCCUGUACAGCGGUGCCUACAAGAACCAAUGCUACUGUGGGGAUGAGCUUGAUGAGAGCGAUGUCAGCAUCGUUGGCGACGCCGCUUGCGACCUGACGUGCCCGGGUAACCCGUCCCAGAACUGCGGUGGAGAUUUAGACACCACCGAGAAGCUCAGGGUACGACAGGUCACUGCUGGCAUCCUUCUAUCGCUCUAUAGGCGCGAUAUUGUGGACGGAUCUAGCUCUGUCGCCCCGACCCUGGUCGGCACCGCCACCCUCAGCGCUCCUCUGCCAUCGCAGACUGCCAGUGGUGUUACAAUCAUCAACAACAACAACAACAACAUUAACAACAUCGACAUCGACAUCGACAUUAACAUCAUCCUUGUUCCUUUCCCUGGUGUGGACUGCGUUGGCCAACUUGUCUACAUCAAGAGCUGCGACAUCUGCAAGGCCGGCGAGAAGGUGACCUGGGCCCCCAAGCGCUGUGCCAACGCCGACGACUGCGCCGGCAUGAAGGUCUACAAGCCCGAGCAGUGCUCUGAUAACAACGGUCGCUGCAAUCCGGGCACCAGCGACUACGACUUUGUCGUUGAGAAGCCAUGCACCAGCUGUGACGGCGGUAUCAUCUACCAGCCCAAGGAGCAAGACAACACAGCUCCUCAUUCACCUGAGCACCAGGCUCAGCCCCAGCAACCCGGUGCCGGUGACGUCCCUGGCCAGCAUGCUGGUGAUGAUGUCCCCGUUACCGCCGGUUCGGGCCGCUUUUCUGCUUUCCAGUCUCUCGUUGCCGGGUUUGCCGUCAACGUUAUUCUCGCUGGCUUUUUCCUGUAAGCGAGCUUGAGUAAGCGGCCUGCAUUGGAGCUGUCGGCAGUAUUUUGUUCAUUUUCAUUCGUUGCCCAUUAGUUUGACACCCAUCGGGCUUUUUCUUUUCACUUUUUUUUUUGGGAUUUCAUUCAAGGAUGUGAUUGUCAGGGUGCUCUUUGUUGGUACGAGCUGAAUGUCUAGGAGAAAAUGAGUUACUUUUAAUGUUGGUGUUCUAAUGAACAGUUAUCUUGGAAGAGGGCUAGGCUUUUUUUUAACCUUUCUGCAUUUUUUUGAAUUCUAUUCUGUCUCACUAAAGGCUUACCAUAAAAUCGACUCUACGUAUCUUUGGACUACGGAAGCUAGCUCGUCCCCUCUGCUCUUUCGAUACCGAU
Messenger RNA from Pyricularia oryzae 70-15, 5681 nucleotides. RefSeq lists its product as uncharacterized. Lineage: Eukaryota; Fungi; Ascomycota; Sordariomycetes; Magnaporthales; Pyriculariaceae. The transcript has 3 exons. The record is from RefSeq and is a predicted model, not a curated record. The coding region runs from base 1048 to 5316 and encodes 1422 amino acids.